GUAGUUUCAUGAGAAAAGGGAAUACCCCUCAGUCUCUUCCGUCAGUUCAUGGGCACACGCUCAGAAGAGGCAACAAUGUGCAAGGGUUCGGCUGCCUUUUAUUCCACUCUUGGUUUUGUGUGUCUCUUCUCAACUAUUCCUAAAGAGGUGACAGGGAAGUGUGACUGCAAGAAUUUGGGCUCAUUCAAAAAAAAUUGUAACAACACAGAAGGAAUCCAUGAUUUUACCUGCUUUAUAAGAUAUAUAAGAAGUAACCGUGAGUACUUCUGUAAUUGGAAACCUGGAAGAGACCAUUCAACAUCAUACACACUCUGCACACAUCAGAGGAACUGCAAAUGUAAUGCUGAAAAUCAGAAUUUGAGAAUCAAUAACUCGACUGUGACCUCAGUUGGAAUAUUUGUGAUAAAUGGAUACAAUAUGUCAGCUCACGUUAUUGCGACAAGUCAGGAUCAGAAGAGCUGCACCCACAAAGAGUUCAGUGGUACUCCGUCACAGAUGACACGGUGCGGCCCUCCAACAGCAACUUUCAAAAGAAGCUCAGGCCAGCUCUUUGUUGAUGUGCACUGGGGCGAUGAGAGCAGUUAUAUCAAACAAUUCUCUGUAAAGUUCAGAGAGUUCAACACUACAUGGUGGAACGAGCAAAUUUCUGAAAACAACAGGGAAUGUGUUGUGAGUAAUCUGACAGCUUCUCUUUCUUACGAGAUGCAAAUACGUUGCAUUCGCACCUCAGAGUGCUCACAGUGUCUUCUCGGUGAGGUCAUCACUGUCCCACAGGAACUCACAGAUGAACCAACUAUCUGGCAUGAAAUUCAAGACCAUCAACAAUGUAAUUUCAUAUCAGAAGGGCAGAGAAGAGUAAUCGUGAAGUGGAAGUAUGCAAACAGUGAUGCUGUGAAUGACUACAAUGUGACCGUAUGGAAAUUGUCUGGGGAACGCAGCAAUCAGGACAAUUACACCACUAAAAAUCUAUCGCUCACACUGGUCCUGUCCUACUCUGCCUACAACAUCAGUGUCAGGGCAAACAAUACUGCUGGAUUGUCCCCUGCCGCCAGUAUAGCUAUAGAGCACAUGGAUGUUUGGAGGGAGGGGUUUAAUGUCAGUAUAAACAGCAACAGCAGUUUCAACCUGUCCUGGAGCAGCUCCAUCUCCAGUGUGUGUUACUCUGUGGAGUGGUGGGCCAAAGGACAGAUACCAACUUACCGAUCAUUCUAUGUGAAGGGGACACAUAGACAAAUAACGAAGAUAUCUGAGAGUGUUUUUCAGCCCUAUAUUAGAUACUACUUCUUCCUGCAUACCAGACCAGACACAGAUACCUGCAACAUGAAGAAUGUGAACAACAGUGAGAAGACCUACAGCACAGCUCAAGCUUACCUUAUUGAAGGAAGUCCUAUCAGUCCUCCUGGUAAUGUGAGCAUUUUGAAUAUUACCCAGCAUUCCUCAGUAAUCACGUGGAGCCCUGUGUCUGAGAAGAAUCUGCGUGGAUUCUUACAAGGAUACAUUAUCUUCUACACAGAAAACAACACUGAAACAUCCAUCACAGUGGAUCCAAGUCUGAACAGCUAUGAGUUGCUGAACCUUAAAAGCAACAGUGCAUACCGAAUUCAGCUUUCAGCAUUUACAGUGGCUGGAGAAGGCGAGCGCAGCGAUCCCAAACCCUUUGUUACACACCCCCCAGCAUCCACAGCUUUAAACAUCAUUAUAGCCGCAGUCAUCGUGGCAAUAGUCGUCCUUUUGCUGGCUGUUCAUUUCAGCUGUCGACUUCUGCACAGAGCUAAGAAGCUGCUUUGGCCAAGUAUACCAAACCCUGGAAACAGUAAUGCAGUUCAGAAAAUCGACAUUGGCCAUGAACUGGAUAUUCUGGAGCCUCUGAACAGACAGAGGUUAGAAGAAAGUGAGGGAUGUGAUUCCAGUACAGUGUGUGUCAUUGAGAGCAAGAAAGAUGUGUCUUCUCUCAGCUGCCCUCCAACAUCCCCGCCUGGUGUGAAGCCCACCCUCAUCCUCAGUGAAGAUGAGGCUAAAACACCCAUCCUGGAGGAGACCACAACCCCAGACACCCCAACACUUGCCCCAAACAAAGAGUCUGUUUCCACAGUGACCUUUCCAAUGGACCUGAAUGAGAAAGACUCUACUCUGAGAGCUUUUAUUGACAAUGACAUCAUAAGUCCAGAGAGCAAAGACCCUGGAGAUACCAUCUCCAACAUCAUAGGAACAAACUCUGCCCCCGCAGCUUCUGGGAAGCCUGCUGUGGUUUUCAUGAGCGAUUACACCACUAUGGAGUUAUUCCAGCAGGUCGCCAUGGCUGGUAUUAAGGGUCCAUUUGCCCAAACAGGGAGUUCAGGGUUUGUUUCUGGACAUCCAAGGCAGGACUACAUACGCCAGUCCUGUUUUGAAGGAAAUAGUAACCCAUCAGGAGGAUGUAAUGGUACAGACAUCUUGCACACAGAUAUUACUGUGCUCUGAGCGAACUUCUUAAAAUGAUAUCAGUACUCUACAGUAGAAAGUGUACACUAAGGACUGCUGACUUUUACAUCUGCCUGACAGUGUCACAUUCAGAAGAUUUCAAGGAUCGUUUCAUGUAAAAAAAGAAAAGUAGACAGCAUCUAUGGCAUGUUGUUAAUUACCAGAGACAAUCAUUUUGGCUUUUUCAUCAGUUUGUAAAAAUGAACAAAAUUACAUUCACUCUAGUAAACUUUCAAUGGAAGUCUUUUUCCCCUAUGUAGCAGUCCCUUUCUGGUAUUACUGGUAUCUGGUAUGUGUAGAGUGGAAUUACCAGUGUUUAUCAUGGUUAAAACAGAAAUAUUGGACCUCAUUUUGCACAGACAUUGGCUGGGUUUCCUGAUAACGUUGCAACUUAAUCUUUUACAAUCAUCUUGACUCUAGUCGCUCAUUAACUUACGAUGGAGUAUCACCUGUUUCCCAAACCAGCAGGUAUAUCGCUCACUAUAAAGUAGAACUUAAGUGCUUCAUUAUGGGAGCUGUCCGGUCCAAAGGUGCUGAUCGCUUUGGCCAGUAUGUCUGGGAGUUUGUCUUCUCAACAUGGAAAUGAUGUGGAAAUACUAACAAACUCAACAGUUGUUUGUAACUUUGCUGAGGUGCUGAAAUGUAAUAACUAUUGCAGAAUUGAAUUGAAGAUACGAUGGUAGCUAUAGCAAGAUGACGUUUCAGAUGUAUUGAUGCUAAAUCAGAGUUUCAUGAAAGUGAUGCAAAAAAUGCAAUGUGAGUCGUAAGGGGCUCUCAUGUAGCCUAAAGUUUUGUUACUUCAGCUGGAAACUGAACAAAUGCUCACAGAACAAGAUUUAAAUGAUGGGCAUCAGCAUUGACCAUCAUAUUAAUCUAAAUAUGAAUAGAUUGUCUGGUUAAGAGUUCAAGGCACUGUAUGGGCUUGUAGCCUUACCGCCAUUACGCAACAUGCUCUUUGUUACUGCCUUGUAAAAAGACUAUAGGCGAGCCGAUUUGAACCAGCCAUAGGUGGGAGGAAGAAGAGGAGGAUGAAGAGAGAGAGGAAAUCUCUCAUUGCACACUCUUACUCUAAUCUCCUUUGUUAACCAUAUUUUAAUGAUUUAUUUAGG
Molecule: messenger RNA, 3569 nt
Organism: Xyrauchen texanus (razorback sucker)
Lineage: Eukaryota; Metazoa; Chordata; Actinopteri; Cypriniformes; Catostomidae
Product: interleukin-31 receptor subunit alpha-like
Exons: 16
Coding region: 49-2460 (803 amino acids)
Biological process (GO): cytokine-mediated signaling pathway
Cellular component (GO): external side of plasma membrane
Molecular function (GO): protein binding; cytokine receptor activity
Source: RefSeq, a predicted model, not a curated record